AUGGCGAAAGAAGGCGGAAAGGCAAUUGCGGGUAUGCCGUAUGUUAUGAUGGGAUAUUGGACAGAUUGCACUUCGGGAGUUGAUCAUGAAAGUUUGGUAGACUUAAACGCUUGUGAGAUUCCAGCAAAGCUUUUUGUUGGUUUUCAGGGUCGAAGGUUUUCAAAACACCCUUGCGUCGUGGCUGACAAAGAAAAUCCCGCGCAGGACUACCAAAACCAAGGGAAAGCUACUUUGGUUUUGAUCGAGCAAAAAUUUGGAGUCUGUUUUAGCUGUUAUAUAAACACAAGCCAACAUUUGGCGUGUGAUCAGGAUUCCUGGGUAGAGCUCCGGUCCAAUAUCAUUCAACCAAGUGUUUCCACAAUAACCAAAGUAGACAGAAGUUUACAGAACCAACCCAUAUGUCUUUUGCUGAAUAUCUAA
Molecule: messenger RNA, 420 nt
Organism: Phycomyces blakesleeanus NRRL 1555(-)
Lineage: Eukaryota; Fungi; Mucoromycota; Mucoromycetes; Mucorales; Phycomycetaceae
Exons: 4
Coding region: 1-420 (139 amino acids)
Source: RefSeq, a predicted model, not a curated record